AUGUCUCCGGACGCGGAUCCCCGGCCGGGACGCUUUCGAGCGUGCGCCCUGCUGGCCGGCGGCCGGCGGGCGUUGACAUGGCGUCUCGCUCGGACCUUGGCACUGGGUCAGGUUCUGGCGGCACUGGUGUGCGGUACGGCCGUGUCAUCGCAGUACUUGAGCUCUGGUUUUAGCGUGGAGGCGCCCUUACUCCAAAGUGUCCUGCACUACGCGCUUCUCGGUGUUAGCUACACGCCCGUCAUGCUCUGCAGGACAGGUUCAGGGAGUGUGUACCAAAUUGGUCGCAGACGCUGGCUGCAGUACUUCCUCCUGGGCCUUGUGGACGUGGAGGCAAACUACGCCGUGGUCAAGGCCUACCAGUACACCACGCUGACAAGUGUGCAGCUUUUGGACUGCUUCGUGAUCCCGGUGGUGAUGGUUCUGUCCCGGUGGCUGCUAAAGGCACGGUACCGCCCCAUACACUAUGUUGCGGUUUCCGUCUGCUUGCUAGGGGUGGGCGCCAUGGUGGGGGCCGACCUACUAGCUGGCCGAGAUCAGGGAUCUGCCUCUAACAUGUUGCUGGGCGACGGCCUGGUUCUGCUCAGUGCCACCCUGUACGGCAUUUCCAACGUAUGGCAAGAGUACACCGUCAAGAACCGAAGCCGCCUGGAGUUCUUAGGCAUGCUGGGACUCUUUGGCGUCAUCAUAAGCAGCGUGCAAAUGUUGGUUCUGGAGCUCCACCAAGUGUCUGCCAUCCAGUGGAGCUGGCAAGUGGCGGUGCUGUUGGGGGCCUUCGCGUGCUGCAUGUUGGGCUUGUACAGUCUGAUGCCGGUGGUUAUAAAGGAAAGCAGCGCCACCGCCGUCAACCUGUCCAUGCUCACCGCCGACAUCUUCGCAGUCUUCUGUGGGAUAUUUCUCUUCCACUACCACUUCUCAGGUUUGUACAUAGUGUCGCUGGUGUUGAUCUUCGUUGGGUUCAUCGCCUUCAACGCCGUGCCGACGCCCACAAGUGGAAUGGAUGGACUCAGUGAAGACGUGGCAGAAGGGGAGCGGAGGAAGAGUGGGGAUGUUGUUGACUGCACCCCGUUGUGA
Molecule: messenger RNA, 1071 nt
Organism: Nerophis lumbriciformis (worm pipefish)
Lineage: Eukaryota; Metazoa; Chordata; Actinopteri; Syngnathiformes; Syngnathidae
Source: RefSeq, a predicted model, not a curated record